CCUCUCACCUCAGGUGGGGUUGGGCGAGGGAAAGGACCCCUCCAAAACACCUGCUCCCACCGUGUGUUGUCUGGUCUCGUCUUCCCCCCUCCUCGUCUGUCACCAUUACCUUUCUUCCAACAUUUCAACCUCAUUUUCCACACGCAUACGAUUGCUGAGGAACCCUCCCUUGAUUCUUUGAACCAAACCUCUACCAGAACAAUCCAUCAUACAACGAGACACAAUGGCCAUCACCAAGAUUCACGCUCGCUACGUCUACGACUCCCGUGGCAACCCCACCGUCGAGGUUGACGUUGUCACCGAGACCGGUCUUCACCGCGCCAUCGUCCCCUCCGGUGCCUCCACUGGCCAGCACGAGGCUUGCGAGCUCCGCGAUGGCGACAAGUCCAAGUGGGGCGGCAAGGGUGUCACCAAGGCUGUCGAGAACGUCAACUCCGUCAUUGCCCCUGCCCUGAUCAAGGAGAACCUUGAUGUCAAGGACCAGACCAAGAUCGACAAGUUUCUCAUCGACCUCGAUGGCACCUCCAACAAGACCAAGCUUGGAGCCAACGCCAUUCUGGGCGUCAGUUUGGCUGUUGCCAAGGCUGGUGCUGCCGAGAAGGGCGUUCCCCUGUACGCUCACGUUUCCGACCUGGCCGGAACCAAGAAGCCCUACGUCCUUCCCGUUCCCUUCAUGAACGUCCUCAACGGAGGUUCCCACGCUGGUGGCCGCCUCGCCUUCCAGGAGUUCAUGAUCGUUCCUUCUGCCGCUCCUUCUUUCACCGAGGCCCUCCGCCAGGGUGCUGAGGUCUACCAGGCUCUGAAGGGUCUGGCCAAGAAGAGGUACGGCCAGUCCGCCGGCAACGUCGGUGACGAGGGUGGUGUCGCCCCCGAUAUCCAGACUGCCGAGGAGGCCCUCGAGCUCAUCACCGACGCCAUUGAGCAGGCCGGCUACACGGGCAAGAUGAACAUCGCCAUGGACGUUGCCUCCAGCGAGUUCUACAAGGAGGACGUCAAGAAGUACGACCUCGACUUCAAGAACCCCGACAGUGACCCCGCCAAGUGGAUCACGUACGAGCAGCUCGCUCAGCAGUACGCGGACCUCAGCAAGAAGUACCCCAUUGUCUCCAUUGAGGACCCCUUCGCCGAGGACGACUGGGAGGCCUGGAGCUACUUCUACAAGACCCAGGACAUCCAGAUCGUUGCCGACGACUUGACCGUCACCAACCCCCUGCGGAUCAAGAAGGCCAUCGAGCUUAAGGCUGCCAACGCCCUGCUCCUCAAGGUCAACCAGAUCGGUACCCUGACCGAGUCCAUCCAGGCCGCCAAGGACUCCUACGCCGACGGCUGGGGCGUCAUGGUCUCUCACCGCUCCGGUGAGACGGAGGACGUCACCAUCUCGGACAUCGUUGUCGGUAUCCGGGCUGGCCAGAUCAAGACGGGUGCCCCGGCCCGUUCCGAGCGUCUUGCCAAGCUCAACCAGAUCCUCCGCAUCGAGGAGGAGCUCGGCGAGAACGCCAUUUACGCCGGUGCCAACUUCCGCAAGUCUGUCAACCUGUAAAGGAGGCCGGCUGCUAAGAAGACGAUUAUGCAAAUUCCUUAGUCCGAUGGUAUGACACCUGUGAUAACUGGGGUACAAAAAUUGAUGAGACACGCAAGGCGUAAAGGAAAGACGCAACGGAUGGAUGGACGGAGGCACCGAUGACGAAACUCGUAGCUUACCACAGCCAUCUUGAAAUGAAAAAGAAAGAAUUCAAUACC
Molecule: messenger RNA, 1740 nt
Organism: Colletotrichum destructivum
Lineage: Eukaryota; Fungi; Ascomycota; Sordariomycetes; Glomerellales; Glomerellaceae
Product: Putative enolase
Exons: 6
Coding region: 224-1540 (438 amino acids)
Biological process (GO): glycolytic process
Cellular component (GO): phosphopyruvate hydratase complex
Molecular function (GO): magnesium ion binding; phosphopyruvate hydratase activity
Source: RefSeq, a predicted model, not a curated record